UCCCUCCCCUCCAUCUUUAGCCCGUUGAGAUCAUCCUGGCCGCAAAGGCAGAAAAAGGAGAAAGCGCUCUGGCAGUCGUUCGAACGGCAUUGUUCAAUCUCCCCUGCUGCCUCGCCUCUGCUUUGUUUCGGAAGCCGGCGUGACAACUCUUACCCACCACCCCCUUCCCCCCCCCCCUGGUCGACCGUCUAGCCGAGUUGCUGGCAAACCUUGAUCAACGGUGGUCUUAACUUUGAUUGAUUUUACCUCUCUGGCCCCUUUCAACUAGGUUCGAACCUACAAACAAACGCAAACAAUGGUCAACGGCACCGCUACGGUGUUGGAGCCCACGUUCACGGGAUACGUCGCGACAACACAGGAUGCGCUGGUUCUGUUCGAGGCCUGUCUGACGGGCGUGCUGCAUCAUGUCCCUCGUCGGCCGCACGAUCGGGAACGGGGUCAUCUGGUCCGCAGCGGCAGCGUGUUCAUCUACGAGGAGAAUUCGUCCGGGAUCAAGCGAUGGACCGACGGCGUGACCUGGAGUCCCAGUCGGAUUCUGGGCAACUUCCUGGUCUAUCGAGAGCUGGAGAAACCGUUCCCCCCGGGCGAGAAGAAGCGAGCGAUGAAGAAGGCCAAUCGACGCCCCGUGCCUCCGUCGAGGCCGGGGGAGCCGUAUCCGCGACAGGACAGCAGCGGUGGAUACUCGCCUUCGUCGGCAACAACCAGCCCCUAUGGGGACCGACCUCACCAGACGGACGUGGAGAGAGCUCUGGUAGGUUCGCUAGUCGACUCAUACGGGUUCAAGGAUUCGGGAUUGGUCAAGAAGACGAUGAGCGUGACGGUGUCGGGGGUGACGCACCAUCUGGUGUCAUAUUACAGCGUGGAGGAUGUGAUGCGGGGGUUGUUGAACCCUCCCUCGAUGGUCGACUCACUGCGAUAUGUACGGCCUCGUGCGGAACUGACACAGAAGCAAAGCUUCCGGGCACCGAUCGAUGAUCUGGAGACAGCAGGACUGGAGGCGAACGACCCGUCUGCGCUGUAUGGAUACCGACCGCAGCUGGUAGCGCCGCCCGGAUAUGCGAUCCCCAAUCCUCAUCCCGAAUUCUACAUGCAUGCCAGCGCGCCUUAUGCCGCGACCCAUCCUCCGCCGGCCGCGCCCAUCUCGGGCUACUCCAUGGGAGGGUCAAUCUCUGCGCAGUCGGCCCCGAACCCGUAUCUUCCGGCGCCUUCAGCUCCGACUCAGAUUCCGCAGAAGCCGGACGACUACGCCCAAUUCCGGACGCCCACCCAGUACGGCACGAGCUUUGACGCCCUGGGCCACAGUUCUCUGUCAUCGUCGAUUCCGUCCGCACUCAACAUGCCGAGCUCCCUGAGCGACCGCAACCGAUCCCAGUCGGACCACAGCCCGUCAGCGUAUCGGAACUCGUCAAUAUCCUCACGCAGCGUUGCGACCGACGCGACCUCGCCCAUCGAUCCGGCGACGCCUGGCACAUAUUCACGGGGCGGGAGUUUCAGCUUGGGCCCGCUAGAUGGACCGCACCAGGCCUUGGAGCAGCGUGGGAUGGCAGCGUUUGACCCGGGCAUCCCUCGUCGGGAGUCCAACCCCAUGCCCACACCCUAUUACACGGGCGCAGACCGACACCCGUACUACGUGGGCGCCACGGGCCCGGCCGCCCACGCCAACUAUCCGGUGUCGACGUGGACGACUGCUGCUCCGGCGCAGCCGCAGAUAUGAUCUGAUCGAAGCCAACGAUUUCCUCUCAUCAUCAAUUCUUCGCUCACUCGCCUUCGUUUCUCUUCACCGGACACAAUUUUUACCGUACGCUUUUUUUUAUUCUCUCUCCAGAGGGGCGGCAAUUUGGGAAUAGACUAUGCAUAUAACGCAGUGGAUGAUUACCCGGGUGGAAAAACGCUUCUUAUUAGAGGAGACAUCGGUGGCUUGUUUUUCCUUGUUGAUUGUUGUUCCCUUGUUGCUGCUUCUGUUUUUUUACCCCUAC
Messenger RNA from Aspergillus heteromorphus CBS 117.55, 1976 nucleotides. RefSeq names its product camp independent regulatory protein. Gene Ontology annotation, molecular function: DNA binding. The record is from RefSeq and is a predicted model, not a curated record. Lineage: Eukaryota; Fungi; Ascomycota; Eurotiomycetes; Eurotiales; Aspergillaceae. The coding region runs from base 296 to 1714 and encodes 472 amino acids. The transcript has a single exon.